CGUCUGUAAAUAAGUUCGCCACCCACUCUCUCCUUCCUUCCAUCCCAUCAUUUAUUAGAAUAAUAAUCUUAAUCAUAAUUUCACCCCUGCACCACCAGCCCACCCACCCUAAUGCUCGACCGCCUCUCGCGCUUUUACCGCCUCAACACAGGCUACGAAAAGACCCUCCGUCUCAUCCAGGCAUUAUGCCUCGUGGCACUAGAGAUCGGCUCUCUGGACAGCACCACGGCCAAACGAGUAUCAGCCGCUAAAUCCCAACUAGCAUUGAUCCGCCGUUGCAUCCGCUUCUGGAAUUUCCUGGACUGCUUCAACCGCGUCUCCUCGCUCCUGGGGCAAGACGUCCCAAAUCCCCGCAAGAAGAGCCACGCUGCCGCUGCAUCGCCUACGGGCUUCUUGUGGUGGCUCGAGGUCGCCAAGUGGAGUUGCUUCGGGGUGUAUUUCCUCCUCGAGGAUUUGACCUUGGUGAGCUGCCUUUCAACCCCCCCUGUUGUGUAUUUCUCUUGCUGGGCUUCGCCCUUCUGAACCCUGAUUGGAGCUCGUGUCAUGGAGGAGUGAGGUUUUUCUUUGUUGUCUCGGGAGCUGCUCAGGCUUGACACCCCAGAUUCCCAUGCCCUACGCACUAUUCAUCGCCUCACCUCAGCGCGCUCCCCCCCCCUCCGAGAUGAUCCCCUCCGGAGUUGAAUAUGGAUAAACUAACACAACGCCCAAAAGCUCCACGCCGCGGAAAUCUACCCCGUCUCGUGGGCGAAAACGGUGACUGUCGAGGCGUUCAAGUUCUGGUACUAUGCGCUGGCGCUGUCACUCAUCGGAACGGGCUGGGAGUGGUAUUCCGGG
This is a messenger RNA of Aspergillus brunneoviolaceus CBS 621.78, 834 nucleotides long. RefSeq names its product PEX11 domain protein. Bases 112 to 522 code for a protein of 136 amino acids. Gene Ontology annotation, biological process: peroxisome fission. The transcript has 2 exons. Lineage: Eukaryota; Fungi; Ascomycota; Eurotiomycetes; Eurotiales; Aspergillaceae. Gene Ontology annotation, cellular component: peroxisomal membrane. The record is from RefSeq and is a predicted model, not a curated record.